UGUACGUGUGACCACCAUGGAUGCAGAACUGGAGUUUGCCAUUCAGCCCAACACCACCGGCAAGCAGUUGUUUGACCAGGUGGUGAAAACUAUUGGCCUGAGGGAAGUUUGGUUCUUUGGUCUGCAAUACCAGGACACUAAGGGUUUCUCCACUUGGCUGAAACUCAAUAAGAAGGUGACUGCCCAGGAUGUGCGGAAGGAAAGCCCCCUGCUCUUCAAGUUCCGGGCUAAGUUCUACCCUGAGGAUGUAUCUGAGGAGUUGAUCCAGGAUAUCACACAGCGCCUGUUCUUCCUGCAAGUGAAGGAGGGCAUUCUCAAUGAUGAUAUUUACUGCCCACCUGAGACUGCUGUGCUGCUGGCAUCCUAUGCUGUCCAGUCCAAGUAUGGCGACUUCAAUAAGGAAGUCCACAAGUCAGGCUACUUGGCAGGAGACAAGUUGCUUCCACAGAGGGUCCUGGAGCAACACAAGCUCAACAAGGACCAGUGGGAGGAACGAAUCCAGGUGUGGCAUGAGGAGCAUCGGGGCAUGCUCAGGGAGGAUGCUGUCCUGGAGUAUCUGAAGAUUGCUCAAGACCUGGAGAUGUAUGGUGUGAACUACUUCAGCAUCAAAAACAAGAAAGGCUCAGAGCUGUGGCUGGGGGUGGAUGCUCUGGGUCUCAACAUCUAUGAGCAGAAUGACAGACUGACUCCCAAAAUAGGCUUCCCGUGGAGUGAAAUCAGGAACAUCUCUUUCAAUGACAAGAAAUUUGUUAUCAAGCCCAUUGACAAAAAAGCCCCGGACUUUGUCUUCUAUGCUCCCCGGCUGCGGAUUAACAAACGGAUCUUGGCCCUGUGCAUGGGGAACCAUGAGCUAUACAUGCGCCGUCGCAAGCCAGACACCAUUGAGGUGCAGCAGAUGAAGGCACAGGCCCGGGAGGAGAAGCACCAGAAGCAGAUGGAGCGUGCUCUGCUGGAAAAUGAGAAGAAGAAGCGUGAGAUGGCAGAAAAGGAGAAGGAGAAGAUUGAACGAGAGAAGGAGGAACUGAUGGAGAAGCUGAAGCAGAUUGAGGAACAGACUAAGAAGGCUCAGCAAGAACUGGAAGAACAGACCCGUAGGGCGCUGGAACUUGAACAGGAGCGGAAACGUGCCCAGAGUGAGGCUGAAAAGCUGGCCAAAGAGCGUCAGGAAGCUGAAGAGGCCAAGCAGGCUCUGCUGCAGGCUUCUCGGGACCAGAAGAAGACCCAGGAACAGCUGGCCUUGGAAAUGGCGGAGUUGACAGCUCGGAUCUCCCAGCUGGAGAUGGCCCGACAGAAGAAAGAGAGUGAGGCUGUAGAAUGGCAGCAGAAGGCUCAGAUGGUACAAGAAGACUUGGAGAAGACCCGCGCUGAGUUGAAGACUGCCAUGAGUACUCCUCAUGUGGCAGAGCCUGCUGAAAAUGAUCAGGAUGAGCAGGAUGAGAAUGGGGCAGAGGCAAGCGCUGACCUGCGAGCUGACGCCAUGGCCAAGGACCGCAGUGAGGAGGAACGUACCACUGAAGCAGAGAAGAAUGAGCGUGUGCAGAAGCACCUGAAGGCCCUCACUUCAGAACUGGCCAAUGCCCUCGAUGAGUCCAAGAAGACAGCCAAUGAUAUGAUCCAUGCUGAGAACAUGCGACUGGGCCGAGAUAAAUACAAGACCCUGCGUCAGAUCCGGCAGGGCAACACCAAGCAGCGCAUAGAUGAAUUUGAGUCCAUGUAAUGGGCACCUAGCCUCUAGGGACCCCUCCUCCCUUCUUCCUUGCCCCCAGACUCUUAUACUCUCGCCUAACUCACACUGUGCUGGCGCCACUAACUAGAGCAGCCUUGGAGUCAUGCUAAAUGUUCAUUGUAGCCAUUGAACCAAACCUAGCCCCUCAGCCCUCACUCACUUCCCUGAGCAGAGAAAUGGUGCCAAUGGGACCCUCUUUUCCCUCUCUGUACCAUUUAAUCUACCUUAUUAGAACAGAGCACUUCAACAGCUCAGAGGCACUUCCCACUUGAUAUGGGAAACAUCCCUACAUUUACUAUUGUUCUUUAGGUGUCAAGUAUGGAGUAGGUUGUAAACUAGCUCCCACCACUGCCUUCCUCUUCAGGGUCCUGUAAUUUGAAGAAUUGGAGUACCACAGUUUUAGGAAGGAGGCAGAGCCCUGCUGUAUGCUCUAGGAUGUCAACUGCCUGUUCCUUCUAGAGUUAUUUAGGCUUUAUAAUGAUUGGAGGCUAAAAAGGUGUUCGGUCAUUCUCUCUACCUCCCAGAUUGGGCCUGUUUCAAACUCAGUCCCAAUAAGCCUUGUCCUUGAUUUCAGGGACUCAAUUUCUCCUCAGUGCCUUCAAGAGGCUUUACCAACAUCUUAGAAGGCUAUUCACCCUUCAGUUCAGGCAAGGCUGGGUAGAAGAUCCUUCCCUCAAUGUCUUAUGGGAGAGACUAGGCCUGUUUCAAGUUAUCUCUAUUGGCCAAAGUAUACCUUAUUAUUCUGGGUUCCUCCUCCCUUCUUGGGAUUUCCUCCUUCUCAUUCCAAUCCCCAAAUCCCCUCCUGCUAGAACUUGUAGGGGUGGUUACCCAAAAACUCAGCUAGCCCCAUUCAGGACUUGCCAGAAGGAGGAAAUGUUGACACCUGGCUUCUGUCUUUUUCCCUGCCAUGGGUCCCAGGCCACUUCUCUUAUCAGAGCUACUUGGGCCACAGCUCCUAUUUCGGGGCCAUCCAGGCCUUGGUAUGGUGAGUCCUGGAUCUUGAUGGCAGUUGGCUUAAUUGGUGAAAGGAUAGAAGAAGCUGAGUGUGGUAAGAGAAGUCCAUGGCCUGGACCCCAGAUUACUUUACUCCAUCAUGUGCCUAAUAGCCCCUUCCUGUCACCUACCUCUAAGCUGGUGACUAGGACUUGCCUAUGUUUGACAAACCUCUAACCCAGAUCUUGCCACCAAUUGUGCGGUCCUUUGGAGCUGUAAACCAGAGAACUACUGGGGCCUCUGGCCUGGUCCCUUCCACAGCCCUACCCCUGGCUCUCAACUCAGGAGCAGCCUCUUCCUCCUCUCUGUUGUAUGUGUGUUGUUUUUUUUCUACCAGUAUUAUAUAUUCUAGUGGCAUCUAACUCAAUAUUGAUUUCUGCGUGUCCUGCUAAUGUACCCUUAGAAGCUUGGAGCAAGAGUCAUUUUGGCCAAAUUCCCUUACCACUCCCACACCUGGGAAGCAUAUACUAUAUUAUAAAAUAAUAUUUUGCCAGAAACAUUAAUGUAAGAAGCUUUCAGUAUUAGUGAUAUCACCUGUCAUUAUAGGUCAUACAAUCUAUUCUUAAAGAACUUGGUAUUUGGUUUUAUUGUUCCCUUUUUGCCUUCUCCCCAGAGUUCAGUCCACAAGGGGUAUACUGUCCCUGCAUGCAGUGCCCCUAGCCCAGAGCCCUGCUUCAAUCCCUCCUCCCUCUUCCCCACCCCUCCCUGACCUUGGGGAGUUUUAUGUGCAUUGCUGUGAAUUAUAUUGAGACUUUCUUGGUGAUAUGCCGUAUAUUGGCUAAAUUUAAACCUGGAAUUGUGGGGCAAUCUAGCUGCCUUAAGAGAGGUAACCCAUCCCCAGGGAGACUGGGGAGAAAAGUUAGAUUUUGUAUUCAGGUUUUUGUGUAUUUUUUGGGGUUUUUAAAAACUGUGUUUGUGGUUUUUUUUGUUUUUGUUUUUGUUUUUUUGGAGGGGUUUAUGCUCAACCCAUGUUCUAUUUCAGUGCCAAUAAAAUUUAGGAAGACCUCACUGUGA
Miniopterus natalensis is the source of this 3733-nucleotide messenger RNA. The record is from RefSeq and is a predicted model, not a curated record. NCBI's taxonomy places the organism in Eukaryota, Metazoa, Chordata, Mammalia, Chiroptera, Miniopteridae.